CUUAUCAAUACUUUAAAUUAUGUAACUAGUUUGAAACUGUAAUCUAAUCUCUUAGUUUUAAACUUCAAUUGUACAUCUAUAUUAUAAAUAUACAACAGAAUUCAAAUAUACACAUACAGCGUACGAGUCAAUUGAAAUCAACCUUUCACAUUAUUCACAGCAAUCUCUCUGUGUGUUUCUUGUUUUUUCUACGUACAAACAAUGUGUUUCUCGCAAGGGUUCUCCAAUUCACGAUCAUCAUCGCCGAUGGGUUACGAAAACGAUUCGUUCCGCGACGAGGAUGGGGAGCCGUUGAUGGACUACGACGGCGUGCAGUCCGAUAGGGAGCAGUCGCCGCAGCCGCGGCAGGGAUUUUUAGAGGACGACGAGGAUGAGGGCGAGUGGCAGCGAGAGCGGUCGGAGACGCCUGUUUAUGACGCGGAGGCAUCGUUGAUGAAAGCGAAGCCCAUGAAGCGGCUGAUCAAGAAAGGCGAUCCUGUCUCGGCGAAGGAGAUUGUGACUCCGAGCCUGGUGGAUGAGGACGAGUACGAGGAGGAUUUUGAGAGAAAUUCGAAAAAGUUGAAGGAGGGAAAGAGCGGUGGGAAGAAGGAGAAGAGGCAUAAGGGGGAGAAGAGAGGGUUUUCUUCUGUGGGGAAGAGCGAUGAUGGUAGGUCCUCCAAGAGAGGAGGGUUUUCUUCGGGUAAGGAUCGAGAGAGUGAGGUCAAGGAGAUGUGGGGCACCAUUGCCGGUGGCGAUUCUGAGGAUGAUCAUGAGGGUGUCAGGACUAUGGACGAUGAUAACUUCAUAGAUGACAGUGGUGUGGAUCCUACUGUUGGGAAUGGAAAUGGCGGUGAGCCACAUUCUCCUGGUGAAGCUCCUCAGGCUGAGGAGCGUGGCGAAGAUGAAGAAAUUAACCAGCUCUUCAAGUCGGGUAAGAAAAAAAAGAAGAAUGAGAGAAACCCGGCAGAAAUAGCAUUGCUAAUUGAGAAUGUCAUGGCCGAGCUUGAGGUCACAGCAGAAGAGGAUGCAGACCUUAAUAGACAGGGGAAGCCUGCUGUUAAUAAACUCAAAAAACUGCCUCUUCUGACAGAGGUCCUUUCAAAGAAGCAGCUCCAACUAGAGUUUCUAGAUCACGGAGUUCUAAAUUUAUUGAAGAAUUGGUUGGAACCUCUUCCAGAUGGAAGCUUACCAAACAAGAAUAUCCGUUCAGAAAUAUUGAAGAUUUUGACUGAUUUGCCCAUUGAUCUAGAGAUGUAUGACAGAAAAGACCAACUCAAGAAGAGUGGUAUUGGAAAGGUCAUUAUGUUUUUGUCAAAAUCUGAUGAGGAAACAACAUCCAACAGAAAACUUGCAAAGGAUUUGUUUGAUAAAUGGAGUCGACUGAUAUUUAACAAAAGUACAAGGUUUGAGGACAUGAGAAACGCUGAUGACGAGAGCCUUCCCUACCGAAGGCCAUCUGUUAAAAAGCCAGCGAAUAAAGCUGCUGGGAUGGAAUCCAAAGAUGAUGACCUUGAUUUAGAUGAAUUUUCACGGGAUCGCAAGUCUAGCCAAUUAUCAUCCAGGCAGCAUGCUACAAGGCCGGACGCAACAGCAUUAGAUUUCUUGGUGCGCCCACAAUCUAAGAUUAAUCCAGAUGAAAUAAGAGCCCGCGCAAAACAAGUUGUAAAAGAUCAGCGUCGUUUGAAGAUAAAUAAGAAGUUGCGGCAGUUGAAGGCCUCAAAAAAGAAGCAGCUUCAAGCCACAAAGCUUAGUGCGCAGGGUCGUGGCAUGGUCAAAUAUUUGUAA
Molecule: messenger RNA, 1764 nt
Organism: Corylus avellana
Lineage: Eukaryota; Viridiplantae; Streptophyta; Magnoliopsida; Fagales; Betulaceae
Product: protein IWS1 homolog 1-like
Biological process (GO): brassinosteroid mediated signaling pathway; regulation of DNA-templated transcription elongation
Source: RefSeq, a predicted model, not a curated record